AUUUCUUUGGAGAAGUCUUCCAUGUCUUCUUUCAGUUUCCAAAAUCUGUCAUUAACUCUUCAGCUGAGGAGUUGCAUAAGAAUCUCUUGAGAAAAAGUUGCAAGAUGUCCACACAUUAUAGACUAAAAAAUAUGUCAUAUAUUUGAACUCAAACAGACCUGUAAAUGUACUUCACUGCACCUUUAAUGAUUAAUAUAAGUCAAAAUUUGCUAAAUUUACUAACUUUGUGUUGUCUUGUAGGGCCGUUGACCUGUCACUGAUGGGAUCUCAUCAUCUUUUGUUGCCUCAUCUUCCUUAAAGCCUCCAUGGAGCUCAUCCAGGCCACCCAGGUGCCCCAGGAAGCCCCUACAGCUACCUGGAGUAAUAACUCCAUUCCCCCGUACUCCCAUUUCCUGCUCCUCUCCACUCCUUCUGAAUCGCUCCUCGGCUCUACCUCCACCGACGGCUCUUUCCUCUUAAACAACACUUGCCAGAACUGCACCAAACCAGAACCUGGACCCCUCCCCGGCUUGGCUGGAAUCUUCAUCCCUCUCAUCUACGGUAUAGUGUGUGUUGUCGGCCUCAUAGGGAACACGCUGGUCAUCCACGUCAUUGUGAACUACACCAAGAAUGAGUCAGUCACCAACAUAUACAUCCUGAACUUAGCUAUUGCUGACGAGCUCUUCAUGUUGGGGCUGCCCUUCCUGGCGGUGCAGAACGCUCUGCUCUCUUGGCCCUUCGGCUCUCUAAUGUGCCGCGUGGUCAUGACAGUGGACGCCAUCAACCAGUUCACCAGCAUCUUCUGCCUGACCGUGAUGUCAGUGGACCGUUACCUGGCCGUGGUGCAUCCCAUCCGCUCCUUCUGGUGGCGGCGCCCCCGUGUGGCCAAAGCCAUCAGUGCCACAGUUUGGGCGGGGUCCUUCGUGGUGGUACUGCCGGUGGUGGUGUUCGCCGACGUGCUGAAGGACGAUGGGAACUGCAGCAUUGUGUGGCCCGAGCCGGCAGAAGUGUGGAAAACGUCUUUCAUCGUGUAUACGUGCACCGUGGGCUUCUUCUGCCCCCUGCUGGUCAUCUGCUUGUGCUACCUGCUGAUCGUCAUCAAGGUGCGCAGUGUUGGAAAACGGGCCCAGGCCACCUCUUCUAGACGCAGGAAGUCGGAACGUAAAAUCACCAGGAUGGUGGUGGUGGUGGUGGCAGUGUUUGUGCUCUGCUGGCUGCCGUUCUACGCUCUGAAUAUCGUCAACCUCCUGGUGAUCCUGCCCGGGGACUUCAGGGGGCUCUACUUUUUUGUCGUCGUGCUGUCGUAUGCAAACAGCUGUGCCAACCCCAUACUGUAUGGAUUUCUGUCCGACAACUUCAAGAGAGGCUUCAGGAAGGCCCUGUGUGGAAAUUCACGCAGGGUCAGGAACAACGACAGGGCCGGCACCGAGGCACAACGGCCAACAGAGGAGUGGGGUGGCUUCGUGGUGCAAGCGCAAAAAAGUGAAGGAGUGGUCAAUACGCAGAGGGACGACUGCGGCGAAAAAGAAGAAGAAGAGGAAAUCAACGGAACAGGAGGGGCCAUACAGAUGACUGAAAUAUGCAAAACGUCGCAAAAUGGAAACGACGGUAGAGUAACGGAGAGUUCAAGGACACAGAGAGGUAAACCUGAGCUGGAGCACUCAGAUCAGAGUAUCAGAGAUGAAGAACUGGCUGAGAAAAGCUCUGAUCCUGCUGAGGUAGCGUCAUCUGUGGUCAGUAAAAUAAGAAACAGCAGGUCUCAACCUGAAGAAUGCCAGGAUAAUUACUCAGUGCUUGAAAUCAGCUAUCUGUAACAGCUGAAUGGAUUUGGUAAAUGGCAUUUAAAGAAUGAAAAACCUGUAAAUAUUACAAACAGUUAUAGAUUACAGUAUUAGAUCAUGUGGACUGUUUUAAAAUGUGAAAAUCUUUGAAGUUGUGGUCCAAUCCUUUUUUUUUCUGACUGGAAUUUGCCAAUCUCAAUUUCUGCCAUGGUGCGAGAAUGUAAAAAUAAUCAGCAGGCAGGAUGUGAACUAUUUCACACCAAACCUGAAAGGUAGGAAGAACAAAUUUAAAUACGUUCAACACUGGCUACAGGUGUUGUGAAGUACUUUGAGCAGGUAUUGUUACAAGUCUAUGAACAUGAAAAAUCGCUUGGAUGGUCAAGAUCAUUAUUCCCAUUUUAUCCGUUUUUUCUGACUUUUUUCUCACUGUUCUUGAGCAUAGAACUGUUUUGCCAACUGGUGUCCCUUAAAAAAGUGACAAAAGCCCAGCUGUUACACCAAGAAGGUCAUCAACUGAUGUAACCUUGUAUAUUUGGGUGGUGAGGGCUUCACUCGCUUAAACUGUGUAUUCUACUACAUCAAAGACCAUAUUUUUCUAUCUCUAUUUAUUUAUUGCUGUCAUGUUUCUUUGUUUUGUUUUUAAUCUGGAACAUAUUAUUCUGAACUGGCUAAUGCACUGUAUGAAUCAUAUCCCAGUGGGAGGUGUUUACUUUCUAAUUUGACUAAAACAGCACCAAAAAGAUAAAUUGUCGUGUUUUCAAAAACAUA
Molecule: messenger RNA, 2528 nt
Organism: Centropristis striata (black sea bass)
Lineage: Eukaryota; Metazoa; Chordata; Actinopteri; Perciformes; Serranidae
Gene: sst3b
Product: somatostatin receptor type 5
Exons: 2
Coding region: 306-1793 (495 amino acids)
Biological process (GO): neuropeptide signaling pathway
Cellular component (GO): membrane; neuron projection
Molecular function (GO): somatostatin receptor activity; neuropeptide binding
Source: RefSeq, a predicted model, not a curated record